GCCAGGAGGUGGAUUGGCUGCUGCGCCCGGCCGAGUUUAUAAAUACCGCGGUAGACGCCACCGGGGCGCUCACCGCUCUGGACUACUGGAUUCGCUGGAGUGUUCGGAGAUGCGGCGCGCCAGCCGAGACUAUUCCAAGUACUUGCGCGGCGCCGAAGAGCUGGGCGCCAGCGCUGCCCACGAGUGCGCCCCGCCGCCUCUGCCACUGCAGGCACAAGGCGGGGCGCCCGUCCAGUCCCACUCCCCGCCUGCCUCCAGAUCCCUUCUGGCCGCGCUGGUGCUCCUGGGCUUGGUCCAGGUGAUCUGCAGCGUUGCCUUGUUCCUCUACUUCAGAGCGCAGAUGGACUCUAACAGAAUUUCAGAAGAAGACACACAUUGUUUGAGAACCUUUCUGAGACUUCAGGGGAACACAGACCUGCAGGAAACCUCCUUGACAAACCAAGAAACAAAGCUCAUGUCUGAAUCAUGCAGAAGGAUGAAGCAGGCAUUCCAAGGAGCAAUGCAGAAGGAAGUCCAACGUAUUAUUAUUGGGAAGGAUCAGUCAAGGUUAGAGAAAUCUAUAAUGGAAGCAUCGUGGUUAGAUUUACCCAAGAAAAACAAACAUGACAAAGCACCGUUUGCCCAUCUCAUAAUUGAUGGCAACAAAAUUCCAGCUGGCACCAGUAAAGUGAACCUUACAUCUUGGCAUCAUGACAAAGGCUGGGCAAACAUACUGAAUAUGACUUUCAGUGAUGGAAAAUUAAUAGCCAACCAUGAUGGCUUUUAUUAUUUAUAUGCCAAUGUAUGCUUUAGACAUCAUGAAACACUGGGAAACCUCACUGGACAAAUGCUGCAGUUGAUGGUGUAUGUGACAAAAAUGGACAUUAGAAGGAGAAACUCUGUAGUCCUGAUGAAGGGAGGAAGUACAAAGAAUUGGUCAGGAGACUCAGAAUUUCAUUUUUAUUCUGUAAAUGUAGGAGGGUUUUUCAAAUUGAAAGCUGGUGAAAUAGUAAGUAUCCAGGUAUCAUACCCCUCAUUAUUGGAUCGCUCUCCAGAAGGAACUUACUUUGGGGCCUUUAAAGUAAGGGAUAUUGAUUGAGCUUUGCUAGAGAAUUUUCAAAGGAAAAUAUCAUAUUCAUUCAACUGGACCAGAUUACGGAAGAUGUGAUGGAACAGCUUUUAGGAUCCAGUUGUACAGGAAUUAUCAUUUCUCCUGGACCAGGGGUAGCCGAUGUGGUGUUCUCCAGAUGUUCUUGGACCGUAUCUCCCAUAACCACUGGCCAUUGAACAUGUUGACUAGGAUUUGAUGGGGGCUGUAGUCCAAGAAUGUCUGGAGGACACCACAUUGGCUACCCCUGUCCUAGACAGCCUUACCCACAGCUCAAGUGCACUUCAACUCAUAGUGUUAGGAUUGUUGACUUUCAGUGCUUAAUUCAAAAUGUUUGUGGUGAUCUGGCUUGUAAAUUUGGGAUAUCAUGUGGAUAUAAAUUGGCAUCCAGUUCAAACUGGCAUCUAAACUGUUGUUUUUAGAUGUACUUGAAAAUCCAAGCACACUUUUUGUGCUGCAUAGGAAAUAAAAGACAGAAUCCAGUCUAAGUUAGUUGUAUAGAAGCCCCAAAGAAAUUGAUACGACAGGUUAAGUCCCACUGAUUUUUUUGGGAACUAAAUGCAACUAACUUACAAAAUCAUCCUAUACAUAUCAACUCGGAAUUAAGUCCCACUGUGUUCAGUGGUGUUUACUCCCAGGAACGUAUCUAUAGGGUUACAGCUUUAGUCUUGAUUCAACCCAUAGUGUAUUUUUCCAAUAGCAUUUUUGCUCCAGUUUUGAUGGAAGAUUUAUAAUUGUGAAUUCUUAAAUUUUCUUUUGUAUGUUAUUCUGCAAAGCAACCUGUGCACUAAUGGCACUUUUUAAUAAACAUUUGUAAUUUUUCUGGCAACCAAAACAUUUGAAAAACAAAUCCUUCCUAGCUCAAUUUAAAAGUCACUAUAUAACUGGAUUCAGGGGAAAUGUUAGAAUCUUUAAUUAAAAAUGGAAUUGUCACUUCUCCUUUUUUAUGUUUUCCAGAUGAUGAAAAUAUCUAUUUUUCCUGUUCUUCUGCAGGCAGAAUUGCAUCUUGUGUGUAUUGUAUUUUAUACCUAUGUCCCUUCAUUUGUUUUCUUUGUGCCCACCCCCAUGGCCAAGGGAUAUGCAGGAUCAAAGGUCUGGUGUUGUACAUUUUUGAAUUUCUGGUACUGAAUUUGUAUUUGCCUUGCAUAUAAUGCAUUCCUACUAACUACAAUAUGAGGGUGCUUUUCCUGUUGUGAUGGAAGGUCAGCAAUGAGAAAAGGGCAAAUCUAUUGCUUUUGACACUGCUUGUGUAGGUUAAUUCUUGGCAUGACAAUGUAGUGAUUAAUGGGGGCUGUUUCACAUAUGUUUUGUUUGUUAUAUACAUCUAAGAUUUUUUUAAAAGUGUACACCUAAAUGUAUUGGGUUGGAUCCAGACUUAAGUUACUUAACCUUUGGCCUUAUUGCAAUCAGUGGAACAUGUUAAUAACUUCAUAACUUCAUUCCUAUUGUUUUCAGUAGGAAAUAAGUCCAACUAAUUUAGUCUGGAUCUAACCCAUGAGGUUUAGAAACACAUUUGUCAUACAGAUAUGCUCAUCAAAGAUCCGGGACUGUCAAUAUGUGUACACUUGGUCACAGCCUGUGUUUGCUACCAUGAAAUGUGCACAAACACCUAGACAGCAAUCAGUGCAAUAAUCAAUGGCUUUCCAGAAACAACCUGGGUUUAGCAUCCUUGCUGUUCAGUGGUAUAAUAGCAGAUAGAAAAAAUGUUCUCACAUUUAUAAACCUGGAGCGUUAAGAGGUGCUAAUAAAAUGUAGUUAGGUGUGAAGUAGUUUUGAUUGUCCCAUAUAAUUAGUAAUCUUUAAGGUAUGAAACGUUUUCAUUAGUCUUUCAAAAUGAAUUCAGCAUGUGUGUGUUUUUAUACUUAAUUUUUUUAUAUUUAAACUCAUAUAGGAGCUAUAAUAGAGGUAGGAAACUAGUUUGAAUGGUAGAACCAUUCUUUCCUCCUUUUCUGAGCCUUCAGGCCUCCUUAUAUGUUACAACUUCCCAGUAAUUUUACAUGCUUUCAGUGAUAAGCACUUUCCCUUUUAUGUACCUCCAUGUUUCAUGUAGUGCUUGCUACAGAAAGUAUGCAGAAUUACUAAACAUCUGAAUAAUGUGUGCCUGGUUUAGAUCAGCGGUUCACAAACUGUGGUCCAUGGACCACCAGUGGUCUGUGAGCUUUAUUCACAGGGUCUGCAGUAUGCUCAUAUUAAAAAUUCAUGUUGAUUUUUAAUUGCAUUUUUAUUGCUUCUUUGAUUCUUAUAUUGUAUUACCAUGUGAAUUCUAUAUAAUGCACAUUGUAAUACAGUAAAAUAUGAUAUAAGAAAGAAGUAAUAAAAAUACAAUUAAAAAUCACACAGCAUUUAGCACAGCACAUUACUAUUGCUGCAACAGGUGGAAAAAUCAUUCAGUGGUCCGCCAAGAUCACCAGCAAUUUUUAAAUGGUUCAUGGGGGGCAAAGUUUGGGAGCCACUGAUGUAACAAUAAACCAAGCCUCAGGCUUAUACACUCCCCACAUGUCGUUGAUGUACAAGGGAAGGAGAUUUAAAGCUUGAAUUCUUGGAUUAGAAGACAAUGAAGUCUAAACAUGGCAAAUGGUGGUUUGUGCAACCCAGAGUUAUACAAGCUAGGAUAGCUGACCAGGAGUUAACAAACUGGCAUUUUCUGAGUUCAGAUGGAAUAGCAAAUAGCAGUUACUUCUAAACCUGGAGCAGAAGCUUUAAAUCUCAUUCCCUCACAUGCAAAGACAGGAGGUGAGUAUGCAAACCCAAGGCUUGUGCUGGCUUACACUUGCUAUGUCUGAACCAGGUCAAUGAAUCAGACUUUUGGUCCACCUACUCCAGUAUUCUUUACUCUGCUAGUCAGUGGCUCUCCAGAGUUUUGGGCACAAAUAUAGUUUUCAUUCUACUACCCGAGGAACUUUUAACUGGAGAUGUUAGCAACUGAACCAGUGCUGAGCUGUGGUCCCUUUGCUGUUACCAUGCCUCUGGUAUGCACAAUAUAUCUCUAGUUUAGUAAUUGUCACCAGUUUAGAAUCAUCUUCUUGGUCAUUACUUGAUAAAAUCAUUUGAGGAUGGCCUCUUCUGUUAAGCUGUUUAUUAAGUCCUUCUCUUGAUUCUCUGCUUGCGCACUUGGUUUGCCACUGUAUAAGAGAAGUUGCAACUCCCAUGUAUUAAGCUUUGAGCCUUUUAAUUUGAAAGGCAAAUGCUGUCAGUGAAAUCUUAGCAUCAUGCCAGAGCUUGCAAAUACAUAGUUUCCAAAAAAAGGCAAAAUGGGUAUUUUUAUAUUCUGUAAUAUCAAGUUAUAUUUCAGAUGUAAUUUUUAUUUGAAAAAAAUUGUAAUUUAUAUUUGUCCUAAAGUAUUUGAUAGAAAAUAUUUAAAAACUUACUGUAUGUGUAUUUAAUGUUUGAAAAUAGUUUGUACAGACAUGGAUAACUGGUGCACUUUGUUAAUCCCAUUGGGAAAAACUGCAGCUAAUAUGAUCAUUUGCUACUAGCAAAUGUGAUAUAUUUCUUUGUUUUAUUAAUUUAAUAGCUUUUGUUUUAUUUUCAGUGUUAUUGACAAGUCAAGGGUCAUACAUCAUAAGGUGACAACUGUUGAUAAUUUAGGUGCCUUUCAUUUCUCCAGAAAUCAUUUGUUCUAGCGAAGUUGUUCCAAAGUUGUGUAGAAACUCUAGAGGAAACAAAGUUGUUGUUUUUCAGGGAAGGAAUGGGGCAAUGGAAGCAAUAAGUAUAUUCAAGAUUGUGCCUUCUGAUGGGCAUUAAUAUAACGUUGCUAGAAAAACAUGAAUGAGUAUGCAACAAACAAAGAGAUUUGUUAAGAGUAUUUAUAUAAUUAUUCAACAGACAAUUGAUCAUACUACAAAUGCUGCAAAAAUGUAAAUGCUGUUUUAGAUUUUUGCAAAAUUGACUUUUUGUAAUAAAUAUUUAGAGGCCCAUGUUACAGUUAUUUUAUAUUGUACAAU
This is a messenger RNA of Rhineura floridana, 5031 nucleotides long. RefSeq names its product TNF superfamily member 11 (gene TNFSF11). Gene Ontology annotation, biological process: immune response. Gene Ontology annotation, molecular function: tumor necrosis factor receptor binding. Gene Ontology annotation, cellular component: membrane. The transcript is spliced from 5 exons. Bases 110 to 1078 code for a protein of 322 amino acids. Lineage: Eukaryota; Metazoa; Chordata; Lepidosauria; Squamata; Rhineuridae. The record is from RefSeq and is a predicted model, not a curated record.